Messenger RNA from Oncorhynchus kisutch (coho salmon), 2593 nucleotides. Its product is annotated as rho GDP-dissociation inhibitor 2-like. Gene Ontology annotation, molecular function: Rho GDP-dissociation inhibitor activity; protein binding. NCBI's taxonomy places the organism in Eukaryota, Metazoa, Chordata, Actinopteri, Salmoniformes, Salmonidae. Gene Ontology annotation, cellular component: cytoplasm; membrane; cytosol. The record is from RefSeq and is a predicted model, not a curated record. Gene Ontology annotation, biological process: Rho protein signal transduction.
AUGGCGGAUAAGGAGGAGAAGCCUGUGGGAGAGGAGGACGAUGAGACAGCGAACUACACUCCACCAGCCCAGAAGAGCCUGCAGGAGAUACAGGAACUAGACAAGGAUGAUGAGAGUCUCAGGAAAUACAAACAGACUCUACUAGGAGCUGGACCAGUGGUGGCAGACCUGACCAUUCCCAAUGUCCAGGUCACCAGACUGACCCUGAUGUGUGACCAAGCACCUGGCCCCAUCACCAUGGACCUCUCAGGUGACCCGGAGGCCCUGAAGAAGAAGAGUUUCACCAUGAAGGAAGGAGUGGACUACAGAGUGAAGAUACACUUCAAGGUUAACAGGGAUAUUGUGUCUGGGCUGAAGUACGUCCAUCUGACCUACAGGAAAGGAAUCAGAGUGGACAAGGCGGUGUACAUGGUGGGCAGCUACGGGCCGCGGGUGGAGGAGCACGAGUUCAUGACCCCGGUGGAGGAGGCGCCCAAAGGCAUGAUUGUCAGAGGCAGCUACCACAUCAAGUCCCACUUCACCGACGACGACAAGACCGACCACCUCUCCUGGGAGUGGAACCUGGGGAUCAAGAAGGACUGGGAUGAAUAGAGAGGAGCCUCAUUUCUCUCUCCCUCCUUCCCUCUCCCUGUGUCUCCACCUCUCCCUUCCUUCCUUCCUUCCUUCUCUCUCCCGUCUCCCCCACUUUCAUCCCUCCUUCCUCCAUCAAGAAGGACUGGGAUGGAUAGAGACCUCAUCCUCUCCAUGCUUCCCUCUCCCCUUGUCUCCCCUCUCCCUCCUUCUCUCCCUCUUCAUUUAGAAGGACUGGGAUGGAUAGAGACCUCAUCCCUCUCCCCAUGCAUCCCUCUCCCCAUGUCUCCCCUCUCCCUCCUUCUCUCCCUCUUUAUUUAGAAGGACUGUCUCUCCCUCUUUCUUCCUCCCCCCUCCUCUCCCUCCAAGGCCCACCUGUAUAAUAGUAAAAGACAGAGGCCGGUAUGAAAGGUGUAAACAGGAAGUUAGGUUAGGCACGGUCUAGAGACAGAGAGGAUGUUGUCAAAAACCAAACCAGUAUACAUCAUAGUAGACAACUGAACAUCGUGGGCUACAAACCAAAAUGGCCCCCUAUUCCCUAUAUAGUGCACUACCCGCAGGGCUCUGGAUAAAAGUAGUGCACUAUGUAGGGAAUAGGGGGCCAUUUUGGGAGGCAGGAGGUAUGUUAGAAUGUUUGACAACAGCGUGUCUCAUGCUCCUCAAGAAGUUACCAUCUUCUAAGUCCUACAUCUAUAAUGACCAUCUUCUAAGUUAUAGUUCUAGAAUGACCAUCUUCUAAGUCCUACAUCUAUAAUGACCAUCUUCUAAGUUAUAGUUAUAGAAUGACCAUCUUCUAAGUUAUAGUUCUAGAAUGACCAUCUUCUAAGUUAUAGUUCUAGAAUGACCAUCUUCUAAGUUAUAGUUCUAUAAUGACCAUCUUCUAAGUUCUAGAUCUAGAAUGACCAUCUUCUAAGUCCUACAUCUAGAAUGACCAUCUUCUAAGUUCUAGAUCUAGAAUGACCAUCUUCUAAGUCCUACAUCUAUAAUGACCAUCUUCUAAGUUAUAGUUCUAGAAUGACCAUCUUCUAAGUCCUACAUCUAUAAUGACCAUCUUCUAAGUUAUAGUUCUAGAAUGACCAUCUUCUAAGUCCUACAUCUAGAAUGACCAUCUUCUAAGUUCUAGAUCUAUAAUGACCAUCUUCUAAGUCCUACAUCUAGAAUGACCAUCUUCUAAGUCCUACAUCUAGAAUGACCAUCUUCUAAGUCCGACAUCUAUAAUGACCAUCUUCUAAGUUAUAGUUCUAGAAUAACCAUCUUCUAAGUCCUACAUCUAUAAUGACCAUCUUCUAAGUUAUAGUUCUAGAAUGACCAUCUUCUAAGUUAUAGUUCUAUAAUGACCAUCUUCUAAGUCCUACAUCUAGAAUGACCAUCUUCUAAGUUCUAGAUCUAUAAUGACCAUCUUCUAAGUCCUACAUCUAGAAUGACCAUCUUCUAAGUCCUACAUCUAGAAUGACCAUCUUCUAAGUCCUACAUCUAGAAUGACCAUCUUCUAAGUCCUACAUCUAGAAUGACCAUCUUCUAAGUCCGACAUCUAGAAUGACCAUCUUCUAAGUCCGACAUCUAGAAUGACCAUCUUCUAAGUCCUACAUCUAGAAUGACCAUCUUCUAAGUCCUACAUCUAGAAUGACCAUCUUCUAAGUCCUACAUCUAGAAUGACCAUCUUCUAAGUCCGACAUCUAGAAUGACCAUCUUCUAAGUCCUACAUCUAGAAUCUCAUUUCUGUUACUGUGUCUUUCAGUUGCCUCCUGUCUCUGUUAUACUUGACACACCUGAGCUGUUAUUGGAUUCAUGUAAAACAACAUGGUUUCACUCUGUCUGGAGGAGCGUUACCAUGGUAACAUAUCAACAGACAACUGUUGUUUUCUCAGGUUUGUCCGCUAUAAUUUCUCUAUUUUUCCAAUGCUGCUUGAAUGUCAAUACCCCAAAAUGUCUGCCUCUUUGCCUAUUGAGAGAGUUGCUCUUUAAAAGAUAACGUCAUUCACCAUGUAUCAACCAUCUUCCAUUAAACAUCAUGUAAACAUCC